UGUUUUUGUUGUUCCGCACCAAACAUCUUGCCCUCGUGUGUGUGCGUGUUUCGAAACGGCGUUAAAAUGUCGACGUUAUUGAAUUUGGACUGCUACCGGCACGAACUAUACGAGCAACAGCAGCAACAGCAGCAGCAGUUGUCUUCGCCACCGCAGUACACCAUUCUGUCGAUGGACAUUCCGCCGACGGCAGCAACAGCGGGUGCCGGAGAUCAGCAGCAGCAGCAGCAGCAGCAACAGCCUUUUACACUCAGCUCCGAGCGGCCGUACAACAGUGCCGCUUCGCCAUCGUCCUCGUUCGCAUCGCCCUCGUCACCGUCGUCGGUCAGCACCAACAGCAGCAUGUCCCCGCAGUCGAACGCCAGCGACACCAGUGCCUCGUACACGCUGCAGAACCUCAACCUCUCCAACAGUGGUGGACCGGCGUCGAUGCACUACCCUGGCGGAGCCGGCAUGAGUGGCUAUCAGGCGCAACAGCAGCAGCCACAUCAUCAGGUUCAGCAGCAACAACAUUUCUACGCACCACAGAUUUUGUGUCUCGAUCAGAACAACAUGCAGCAGCAGCAGUACGGAGCCUUCACGGGGUCAGCGAACGAUGCGUUCGGCUCACCGAAGCCCGACUACGGCAAGCCCCACCUGGUGAUCCUCGAGCAGCCGGUCGACAAGUUCCGCUUCCGCUACCAGUCGGAAAUGCACGGCACGCACGGUUCGCUGAUGGGCCAGCGGACGGAAAAGUCGAAGAAAACGUUCCCCACGGUCGAGCUGCGCGGGUACAGCGGGGAGGCGAAGGUGCGCUGCUCGCUCUACCAGGUGGAAACGGCCCGGCGUGCGCCCCACUCGCACCUGCUGGUGAUCAAGUCCGGCGAGGAGGAUAUGAUCGACCCGCACGAUGUGGACGUUGGACCGAACGUGGCGGGUGACAGUGGUGGUGGUGGUGGUGGUGGGUACGUUGCCACCUUCCAGGGUAUGGGCAUCAUUCACACGGCGAAGAAGUUUAUCGCGCCGGAGCUGUACAAGAAGCUGCGUAAGCAUCGCUUGACGCGGGACAAUCGCGAACCGACGGAGCGGGAGGAGAAGCAGAUGCAGGAUGACGCGGCUCAGAUGGCGCGCACGAUGAACCUCAACCAGGUGUGCUUGUGCUUCCAGGCGUUCGAGGUCGAUCCGGCCACCAGCCAGUGGAAGCCACUGACCGAGCCGGUCUACUCGAAUGCGAUCAAUAAUAUGAAGAGUGCCCUCACGGGGGAGCUGAAGAUUUGCCGGCUCAGCACCACGUUCAGCAGUGUCGAUGGUGGCGAGGAGGUUUUUAUGUUCGUGGAGAAGGUGUGCAAAAAUAAUAUACAAAUCCGAUUCUUCGAGCUGGACGAGUACGAAACGGAAGUGUGGACCGAUAAGGCCAUCUUCUCCGAGGCGGACGUGCAUCAUCAGUACGCGAUCGCGUUCAAAACUCCACCGUACCGGUACAAGGACAUCACCGAGCCGGUCGAGGUGUACAUGCAGCUGUACCGGCCGAAGGACCACUGUCUCAGCGAGCCGGUACCGUUUAAGUAUAAGCCUCGGGCGGGCAUGAUGCCGGUGCCGGGUGGCAGCGGAACGAACAGCUCCCGCAAGCGGCUACGCAUGAGCUCGGGGACGGUAUCGUCCGAAAUUCCUACUGUGCUUCCGAACGACCCGAACGCACAAACGGCGGCCGGUGGGGGAGGUUCAGAGGGUGGUGGCAAUGUGACAGCCCAGCCGCAGCUACCGUCGAUGCAUCGGUCCUUUCCGAUGCUCGUGAACCACACGCCGGACGCGAUCAGCGAAGCCCUGGAGACGGCUCCGAUGCACGGCAUGCUCGAGCCGACCGAUGGCACCGGGACGACCAUCAGCAAGGAACUCAGCAAGGCCAUCAUCCAGGAGAUACUGAACAUCCCGACCACGAUCGCGUCCGAUGUGGCGUUCGAUUCUAGCGACUUCCGCUGCAACACUGAAGAAUUCAACGAGCUCAUACGCGAGAUCGAGAACCAGCAGGAUCUGGUCAAGUUGGAAACGGACGCCAGUCCGGACGAUUCGGCCAGCGAUCCGGAGAGCAGUGCGCUCGUGAAGGCGCUGAACGAUUUCCUCCGCACCGGCGACGACACCCGGCACGGCGAGGCCCUCCGGAAGCUGAUGGUGCUGAUCAAGCUGUUCGCCGGGAACUACAAACGCUCCCGGCAGCUCCUUUCCUCCCACUGGACCGCCUCCAACCAGCAGCAGCUCAAGUUCGAAGCUGACCCGUGGAGGAGCCAUUACGGAGAGCACCGCUGUUGCUUGCAUGCGGCCAUCCGCCGGGACGAUACUACCAUUGCGCAGAUGCUGAUCGCACUGCUGGACGAGUACGGGCUGACAGACGAGCUGCUCGAUCUGCCGAACGAUCGCAACGAAACGGCCCUCCAUCUGGCGGUGACGGCAAACAAUGGGCCGGUGGUAGCGGCGCUGCUGGCCGCCGGAGCCGCCCUGAACUACUGCGACUACCGUGGCAAUACGGCCCUGCACCGGGCGGUGGUCGAGAACGUGCCGGAGAUGGUGCGCCUGUUGCUGAAGCACAUGCGAGCGAACGGUGCCCGGAUGGAUAGCACCAACGACGAUGGGUUGACGCCACUGCAGGCGGCCGUGUACGCGAAGAACCUGAAGAUUACGCGCAUCCUGAUCGAUGCCGGUGCACCGGUCUGCGAGCGGGACCUCAAGCAUGGCAAUAACGUCCUGCACAUUGCAGUCGAUAAUGACUCGCUUGAUAUUGUCCACUAUCUACUGGAAAAGGUAGGCCAUACAGCACUAGGUCAGGAGCGGAACAACGCCGGCUACACACCCCUUCAGUUAGCCAAUGCAAGGUGUCAUACGAGCAACGGAAGCAACAAACUGAUCGUCCGGGAACUUCUCCGGCACGAUCCGGAUGGGUUGGGGCACCACGAACGACAGCCAACCAUUCCAAGGAUGAUGAAUCCGCACGGUGAAGACGAGGAAGACGAGGAAGAUGAGGAGGAGGAGGAAGAGGAGGAGGAAGACGACGCAGAGGAGGAGGAGCAUGAUGCCGGGCAGAACCAACACCAAGGGGGGCAAGGUGAAGGGAAACCCUCGGUUGAACACCGCACUACCGUGCUCGAUUCGAUCGAUCUCAACUGCGACUGGGCGGACAUUGCGAGACUGCUGGAGGACCACAAGCCGGAAACGGUGCCAAAGGAAUCGGUGGCCCCGAAGGAACCACGGUCGGAGAGCACAAUGUUCGACGAGCGGUGUCUGGCGGAACUGUGUCGCUGUCUGAAUGUGGACGGUGCGUGGAAGGAACUCGGUUCGCUGCUUGAUUUUCACGCAUUCUUCGACGUUUGGGAGCUGUCAUCGAACCCGUCAAGGAUGCUGCUCGAUUACUACGAGAUGCAAACCCAUCCAAUGGAACGGCUGAUUGGGAUGCUGGGCGUACUGGAGCUGCGUGAUGCCAUGCGGUGCAUCGACGAGAUGAUCUGCCGGAAGAUGAAGUAGCGGAGAGCACCCGUUCACCGUGUGAGAAGGGUUGUGAAUAUUUACACAACUCCAAAGAAGUGAUUUUAUUUUUCUUAACGAUAGAGUAACAAACCUACCGAUACUUUAAUAAUAGUAUCUCAUAUCUCACCAGUAUAAAGUUGCUGACGGAGCCGGGACGUCCGUGUGGUCAUUUAAGCUGUGGAAUUUGGUUACAUUCCCUUACGUGUAAAGCACAGUUUUCGUUUUAGUAUUAGCGAGUGAGUGAUGCGGAGCGAAGAGCGAUCGUCUUUUUGACUUCCCCUUGGUACCUUGUAUAUUAUCUACAUUUUAAACGAUUUUAUUUUUGGAUUAAAUCUAUUUUCCCAAUCGGAA
Anopheles coustani is the source of this 3846-nucleotide messenger RNA. RefSeq names its product nuclear factor NF-kappa-B p110 subunit (gene Rel). The record is from RefSeq and is a predicted model, not a curated record. Gene Ontology annotation, molecular function: protein binding; DNA-binding transcription factor activity; DNA binding. Gene Ontology annotation, cellular component: cytoplasm. Lineage: Eukaryota; Metazoa; Arthropoda; Insecta; Diptera; Culicidae. Gene Ontology annotation, biological process: innate immune response; inflammatory response; response to cytokine. The coding region runs from base 67 to 3492 and encodes 1141 amino acids. The transcript is spliced from 10 exons.